CUUCCUCGUUGACUGGAUACACUUGUCACACACACACACACGAACAAACAAGACUGCAUUGUUUUGAUUGCAUUUUACACUGGCCACUGUAUCUGGAAAGUAGACUACAAAAGGCUUGUGAACAUACAAUAUUGAAUAGGAUCAUUUUUCCAUAUCGAAAAGGAUUGUAAUUUACACUGUUGCUGUUUUAAGAAGCCGCCGAUCAAUUCAACAGGUAGAUUUCUGAUGUGUGACCUCAGCAUGGACCAAGUGGCCCCCCUGUCGACUUGCUACCGCUCCAGCCUCAAGCGGCAGGCAGCCUUUGACCUGUUUGAAGAUCCCAUGUCUCUGUUCUCUGGAUACUUCCUCCCCUCAGACGAUGACCAGUCUCUUCAGGAGGUGCCCUCUGGCCUCAACUGUUUCUCACACGACAUGGGCCCCUGCUCUGUUCCCCUGUUGACCCCGUGCAGUAAGGCAGUGAUGAGUCAGGCCCUGAAGGACAGUUUCAGUGGCUUCGCCAAGGUCCAACGCUGCUAUGGCAUCUCCAACAACCCUCGUAAGUGGACCAAGCAGCAUGUGAUGCAGUGGCUGCACUGGGCGGCCAGUGAGUUCAGCCUGGCCAACGUCCAUUUCUUUAAGUUUGACAUGAACGGCCAGGAGCUGUAUGACCUGGGAAAGGAGAGCUUCCUGGACCUGGCUCCAGACUUUGUGGGCGACAUCCUGUGGGAGCACCUGGACCAGAUGAUGAAAGAGUGUCAAGAGAGAGAAGAAUCCAUAAGCCUCAGCAGUGUUGUGCCCUCCGUAACUAACUGGAUGAGCUCUAGCGGCUUCAGUCUGGAGGAGACCCAGUGUGCCCUGCAGGUGCCUGACAACAGCGACAGUCUGCUGAGAGAGCUGUUUGAGACCUCAGACAAGACCGCCCUGCUGUCUCCAGAUCAGGAGUUCUCCAUGUUCUCCAAGCCCCAGCUGAGCACGGUCAACGUCAGCUACGUCAGGAGCAACCCAGGCUCAGGGCAGCUCUCCAAAGCCUUCUUGUCCCAGGACCAGAGUUUAUGUUCAUUGGAGAGUGUGGAUAGCAUCGAGGGGCCAGAGUCCAAGCUGCACUCCUGGGGCAGCCAAUCCUCCCUGGCGGACAACCAGAGGGUGCCGUCCCACGACAGCUUUGAGGAAGAGUACAACAGCAGCCCACUGAGUCUGGAGAAGCAGGGCCUGUCCUUCAAGGACUACGUCCAGGAGAGGAACGAGCCUGUGGAAUUGGGAAAGCCUGUCAUAGCUGCUGCAGUGCUGGCUGGCUUUACUGGAAGUGGUCCUAUCCAGCUGUGGCAGUUCCUGCUGGAGCUCCUGACUGAUAAGAGUUGUCAGGCCAUCAUCAGCUGGACCGGAGACGGCUGGGAGUUCAAACUCACCGACCCAGAUGAGGUGGCUAGACGCUGGGGCCGCAGGAAGAACAAACCCAAGAUGAAUUACGAGAAGCUGAGCCGUGGCCUGCGAUACUAUUACGACAAGAACAUAAUCCACAAGACCUCGGGCAAACGCUACGUCUACCGCUUCGUCUGCGACCUGCAGAACCUUCUGGGCUACUCGGCCGAAGAGCUCCACAUCAUGCUGGGGGUCCAGCCUGACACUGAGGAUUGAAUCAACUGCCGUUUUAUCGAAAGGGAAGGGGUUGGAGAUGGAGUCAAUGGGGCUUCACUACCCCAACCUAGCAAAAGUUGCUAAUGGUACAGGCCACCUGAAGGUCAUUUCUGGUCAUUAAACAGGUGGCACUGAGUGAUGUGCACUGACAGUCGCUACACUGGUGGACAGGCAGCGAACAUCUCUAAUUUGGAGCAGCCGCUCCUGUCUUGGCUCUUGUGCCAUCAAUGUGCAUUGUUGUGCAAGCUUUGGUUGAGAGGGGUGCCAGUAUUUAAAUCAAGCGUUCCCUCUGGGUGAAAGUGUUGUUGUGCAAAUUGUAAUGGAUCAGCUCUGUAUCCAUCUGCAAAGUGGAAAGCUGUCGAUUGCACAGAUGAUAAUUGCGAUCAAUGUAACAUAGCAGAUUUUUUCAUUCAAGCCUGAUACUCAGCAAGUGUGGUGUUUACAGAGUCUGAAUAGUGGACAUUUUAACAUACUGUGAAUGAUCUUGGGGUUACCAAUUGAGAAUGCUUUUGAGGUGGCGGCUCCAGCACCAUAAGGUUAGGCACCACACCCUCAUGGGGUAAUUUUCACAAUCAACUUUUACCAGUUGAAUGUAGACACUUGUAAUCCUUUUUUGUAUUACAAUUAUUCCGAAAUAUUUUAUUAAAAUAUACAAACGAGGCAAUAUCUCAAUAUCUCAUAUUUCCAUAUCGCGCAAAUCCAUUUUUCUGGACACUGGAUAAAGUCAGUUUAAAUAUUUUGGUUUCCUUUUGUUAAGACACUCCAGUACCGGACUUGUCCAGAGCAGGUUGUGGAUAAAUACUUUUUUAAAAUCUUUCUAUCUGUAAAAUACUGAAGACAUCCACUUGGCGCAUUUUCCUGAUUUAUUUUUUAUCGAAAAUACAAAAUUGACAACAUAUCAACAAUUCCCUCUGGGCAAGUCUGGAGAAUAUAUCUAAGGAUAACCAAACAAAAUGUGGUAAAUGCAGAUGCUUCUGAAGCUGCCGUGUGGGAAGUGUCUGAUUUAUGGGAAAUGGCAGCUAAAGACAAGUACACUGAAUUUAGACUACCAAAUGCCAAAUGCCUAUUUAGACACAAUCACUAUCUCUUCAGAGUAAGUUACUAGCUAAAUAUAGUCCAGUUUGUAACAUUCUCUAUGAAAUGUGAUUUUAAAUCAUGUGUAAUUUAAUGUAGUGAGCUUUGAAAUGAUUGCUGUAUGUCCAUUUUUGAAAUUCAUUAAAAUGUUGAUGAGAAACUAAA
This is a messenger RNA of Salvelinus namaycush (lake trout), 2853 nucleotides long. RefSeq names its product protein C-ets-2-like. Gene Ontology annotation, biological process: cell differentiation; regulation of transcription by RNA polymerase II. Gene Ontology annotation, molecular function: DNA-binding transcription factor activity, RNA polymerase II-specific; sequence-specific DNA binding. The record is from RefSeq and is a predicted model, not a curated record. Gene Ontology annotation, cellular component: nucleus. Bases 226 to 1614 code for a protein of 462 amino acids. Lineage: Eukaryota; Metazoa; Chordata; Actinopteri; Salmoniformes; Salmonidae. The transcript is spliced from 10 exons.